This is a messenger RNA of Arabidopsis arenosa, 3995 nucleotides long. Lineage: Eukaryota; Viridiplantae; Streptophyta; Magnoliopsida; Brassicales; Brassicaceae. The record is from the annotation of a GenBank genome assembly.
GAGAUACAAUAUCAUCAAAGAGAUGAUUCUUCCGAGAACUGGGUAAAUCUUCGAUUCUGUGUUUCUGGAUUGAAGAACCAGUAACCUAUUUUCAAGUCUCGGGUUUGAUUUGAUGGCUUCUUCAGAUGAUACAUUCUCACAAGUGUUUGAUAUAGGAGUAGAAGAAGAAAAAGAGUCUUUUUAUGCUCCUGAUGAUGAUGUCUUGACUCUGCUUCAACCUACUUCACCACCAACGAUAUCUAGUGCCAAGAACAUUCCGAAACCUCCUCCUCUUCCUUGUAUUACCUACCAGCGUUUCCAAGCUAGUAGAAGGAAAACUUCUAGCUUAUCGCACCUUGUGCCUAAAGAAGCAGUAGAAACUUGGGAUAAGCUUUUCAAGGAAGGAUUUGGAGCAGAUACAUAUGUUGAAACCGAUAACAAAUCUCGCUUUCCAGCCCAUUCAAGUGUCCUGGAUGCAGCCUCACCAGUUAUGGCGAAACUUUUGAAUCAAUCUAGGGAUAAAAAUGGGAAAACAUACCUCAAAAUCCCCGGAGUGCCUUGUGAAGCAGUCUACAUGUUCAUUCGGUUUGUAUACUCUUCCUGCUACGAGGAGGAAGAAAUGAAGAAGUUUGUGCUCCAUUUAUUGGUUCUGUCACACUGCUACUCGGUCCCAUCUCUUAAAAGAAUUUGUGUAGAGAUUCUCGAUCAAGGAUGGAUUAACAAGGAGAAUGUGAUAGACGUGCUUCAAUUAGCGAGAAACUGUGACGCUACAAGGAUUUGCUUUGUAUGUCUUUCCAUGGUCAUCAAAGACUUCAAAUCUGUAUCUUCAACAGAGGGAUGGAAAGUGAUGAAACGCGCUAAUCCUUUGCUCGAACAAGAGCUCAUUGAGGCAGUCAUCGAAGCAGACACUAGGAAACAAGAAAGAAAGAAAAAGCUCGAGGAAAGAAAAGUGUAUUUGCAGCUCUAUGAAGCCAUGGAAGCUCUUGUCCACAUAUGUAGUGAAGGUUGUGGGACAAUUGGACCUCGCGAUAAGGCCCUUAAAGGAAGCCAUACAGUGUGUAAAUUCCCGGCGUGUAAAGGGCUUGAAGGUGCGCUCAGACAUUUCUUGGGAUGCAAGUCUAGGGCUUCAUGUCCUCAUUGCAAAAGAAUGUGGCAGCUUCUUCAGCUUCACUCUUGUAUCUGCGAUGAUUCUAAUUCUUGCAAAGUUUCUCUCUGCUGGAAUUUCAAGGAGAAAAUGAAGAAGCUUAGCAAGAAAGAACAAUCUAAAUGGCGAUUGCUUGUAGAAAACAUUAUUACGGCGAAGAACAGUCUCGGGCCCUUCUCUUCACGUCCUUCUGCAGCAUUUGCAUUGUGCCUCGUCGUUUCGGUUCUUGCACAAGACCAAUCAGGUUUCAUAAGCAUCGAUUGUGGAAUUCCAAGUGGAUCAUCGUACAAAGACGAAACAACGGGUAUAAACUACGUCUCAGAUUCAUCCUUUGUCGAAACCGGAGUCUCGAAAUCGAUCCCUUUCACAGCUCAAAGACAGCUUCAAAACCUGAGGAGCUUUCCCGAAGGUUCAAGAAACUGCUACACAUUGAUUCCAGUACAGGGGAAGGGCAAGAAAUAUCUCAUAAGAGCUAGUUUCAUGUACGGUAACUACGAUGGAGAAAAUGGUUCACCCCAGUUUGAUCUGUUUCUUGGUGGCAAUAUUUGGGAUACCGUCUUGCUCAGCAACGAGUCGAGCAUUGUUUCCAAAGAAGUCGUUUACUUGAGCCAAUCUGAGAACAUAUUUUUGUGUUUGGGAAACAAAGGCAAAGGAACCCCAUUUAUCUCGACUCUAGAGCUUAGGUUUCUUGGGAACGACAAUACGACAUAUGAUUCUCCAAAUGGUGCUCUUUUCUUCUCCAGACGCUGGGACUUUGGCUCUCUCAUGGAUUCACCUGUUAGAUAUGAUGAAGAUGUGUACGACAGAAUCUGGAUACCUCGAAACUUUGGCUAUUGUAGAGAGAUCAAUACCUCACUUCCAGUGACCUCAGACAAUAAUAGUUACAGCCUUUCAAGUUUGGUGAUGAGCACAGCGAUGACUCCAACAAACACAACAAGACCCAUCACAAUGACUUUGGAAGACAGUGAUCCAAAUGUCCGGUACUUUGUUUACAUGCACUUCGCUGAGGUCGAAGAUCUUAGUCUCAAACCAAACCAAACAAGAGAGUUCGACAUCGGCAUUAACGGAGUAACAGUUGCUGCUGGCUUCAGCCCCAAGUAUCUUCAGACAAACACGUUUUUUCUAAACCCUGAGAACCAAUCCAAGAUUGUGUUUUCGCUCAUGCGAACCCCAAAGUCCACUCUUCCGCCGAUUGUUAACGCUCUAGAGAUCUACAUCGCAAAUAGAGUCUCACAAUCUCUCACUAACCAAGAGGAUGGUGAUGCGGUUACGAGUCUAAAGAUGAUUUAUAAAGUGAAGAAGAACUGGCAAGGAGAUCCUUGUUUGCCUAAUGACUACAUUUGGGAGGGCCUUAAUUGUAGUUAUGAUAGUCUUACUCCUCCCAGAAUCACAUCACUGAACUUAUCAUCAAGCGGGUUAACGGGUCAUAUAUCUCCCUCAUUCUCUAACCUCACAAUGAUUCAAGAGCUAGACUUAUCAAACAAUGGCUUAACCGGAGACAUUCCAGAGUUCCUGUCAAAACUAAAGUUCUUGAGGGUUUUAAAUCUAGAGAAGAACAAGCUAACCGGUUCAGUUCCAUCCGAGUUAUUAGAAAGAUCAAAGAGCGGAUCAUUCUCGCUAAGGGUAGGAGAAAAUCCCGGACUCUGUAUCGAGAUUUCUUGCAGAAAAAGCAACAGCAAAAAACUCGCUGUCCCGCUUGUCGCAUCAUUUGCAGCAUUGUUCAUCCUCUUGUUAUUCUCUGGUGUGUUUUGGAGAAUCAAAAACCGGAGAAACAAGUCCGUUAACUCCGCGGUGGAAGAAAAUGCCGAACACAGAGCUACAACCAGUCCAAUGCCGAAAUCGGAGAACAAAUUACUGUUUACCUUUGCAGACGUUGUAAAGAUGACAAAUAACUUCGGUCACGUCCUCGGCAAAGGAGGUUUUGGUACAGUCUACCAUGGCUUCUAUGACAACCUUCAAGUCGCGGUUAAAGUUUUAUCAGAAACAUCAGCUCAAGGAUUCAAAGAGUUUCGCUCCGAGGUCGAAGUUCUUGUGAGGGUUCAUCAUGUAAACCUCACUGCGCUGAUCGGUUAUUUCCAUGAAGCUGAUCAAAUGGGAUUGAUCUAUGAGUUCAUGGCUAACGGAAACAUGGCGGAUCAUCUCGCGGGAAAGUAUGAGCACACAUUGAGCUGGAGACAAAGGCUUCAGAUUGCACUUGAUGCAGCACAAGGUAUGGAAUUCUCUAGAGACGCUGGAAUGAUGAUGGAGAACAAGCAGAAUGUCUGCUCUCUCGGAGAAAGCAGUAUCAAACGCCACAAGUCUGAUCUCUCUUUCAAUUCCAAGGAGAGGAAGGACAAAGUUGGAGAACGUAUUUCAGCUCUUCAACAAAUAGUUUCCCCUUAUGGAAAGACCGACACUGCAUCAGUUCUUCUAGACGCCAUGCAUUACAUCGAGUUUCUUCACGAACAAGUGAAGGUGCUAAGUGCUCCGUAUCUGCAAACGAUCCCUGAUGCUACGCAGGAGGAGCUGGAGCAGUACAGCCUGAGAAACAGAGGAUUAUGUCUUGUUCCAAUGGAGAAUACAGUUGGAGUUGCUCAAAGCAAUGGCGCUGAUAUCUGGGCGCCCGUGAAGACUCCUCUAUCUCCAGCUUUCAGUGUCACAUCUCAGUCACCCUUUAGAUGACCAAUUAGGCUUUUCACCUACUAAGAUCUUUGUGUUAAGCCUAUGAAGAUGACCAAUUGUUAUUAUUCUGAUGAUGCCUCUGUAACAUAUUUAGACAGAGAGACACAUGAUGUUGGUUUAGAACAGCUCAUGGUUGGCCAUGGCUGUUAUUAUUUGACUGCUUAAUGCUUCCUCUUACUUUGGACUUAUGUAAUAUACCAAACAGAAACCA